Messenger RNA from Oryza brachyantha (malo sina), 1687 nucleotides. RefSeq names its product protein DNA-DAMAGE INDUCIBLE 1. Gene Ontology annotation, biological process: proteolysis. The record is from RefSeq and is a predicted model, not a curated record. Gene Ontology annotation, molecular function: protein binding; aspartic-type endopeptidase activity. The coding region runs from base 137 to 1375 and encodes 412 amino acids. NCBI's taxonomy places the organism in Eukaryota, Viridiplantae, Streptophyta, Magnoliopsida, Poales, Poaceae. The transcript is spliced from 16 exons.
AAAGCAACGUGAUUUGACACCCGUAGACUCCCCCGAAACCAACAGCCGAAGUCCCCCUCCCCUCCCUCUACAGCGGCGGCGGCGGCGGUGGAGCAGGAGUUCGAUCCCCACCGACUGCGGCGGCGGCGGCGGCGAGAUGAAGGUCACGGUGAUGACCGCCGACGAGCAGAUUCUCACCGUCGACGUCGACCCUGACGAAUCUGUGGAGAAUUUGAAGGCGCUUCUUGAGGUGGAGACUAGCGUGCCCUUGCGGCAGCAGCAGCUUCACUUCAAUGGCAGUGAGAUACAAAACUCGGAUAAACUUAGCACCGUCGGUGUCCAGGAUGGUGAUCUUGUGAUGAUGGUGAAGGUUACCUCUAAUGAAAGGCCAUCUCAGGAUGUUAUAGGAUUAAAUCCUGAUGGAUCUGCUGUGAAUCCUCAAGCUUUUCGGCAACAUAUUCGAAGCGACUCACAACUUAUGGCGCAACUCCUUCAGAAUGACCCAGGAUUAGCACAGGCUAUUCUUGCUGAUGACAUCAAUGAGUUACAAAAUAACUUAAGGUCACGCCAUCAACAAAGACUACAACUAAAGCGCAAGCAAGAAGAAGAGCUUGCUCUAAUGUAUGCUGAUCCUUUUGAUGUUGAAGCUCAGAAGAAAAUUGAAGCUGCAAUUCGGCAGAAAGGCAUCGAUGAAAACUGGGAGGCUGCCUUAGAGCACAACCCUGAAGCAUUUGCUCGAGUGGUUAUGCUGUAUGUGGACAUGGAAGUCAAUGGUGUACCUUUGAAGGCCUUUGUUGACAGUGGAGCCCAGUCAACUAUCAUAUCGAAAAGUUGUGCUGAACGUUGCGGGUUGCUUAGGCUGCUUGAUCAACGGUACAGAGGGGUUGCUAUUGGAGUUGGCCAAUCAGAGAUUCUUGGUAGAAUACAUGUAGCUCCAAUAAAGAUUGGCCAUGUCUUUUAUCCUUGUUCAUUCACAGUAUUGGAUGCUCCCAAUAUGGAAUUUCUUUUUGGGCUUGAUAUGCUGCGGAAACAUCAGUGCAUAAUUGACUUAAAGGACAAUGUUCUUAGAGUAGGAGGUGGUGAGGUUUCAGUUCCCUUCUUACAAGAGAAAGACAUCCCUUCACAUAUACAUGAUGAAGAUAAAUUGUCGAAGCAAGCAUCUCUCAGCCAAGGAGCUGCUGGAGAAUCGUCAACGGCACGGGAGAAGGCUCCUGAUGCACCACAAAGAGCUCCAACUACAAGUGCUCCAGCUGUGAAUCCUCCCCAGGGAGGAGAUUUUGAAGCUAAAGUCACGAAACUGGUGGAACUUGGGUUCGACCGUGCAUCUGUAGUACAAGCUCUCAAGCUAUUCAACGGGAAUGAGGAGCAGGCUGCUGCUUUCUUGUUUGGUGGUUAGAGAAUCUUGUGAUGAUUUGAGAGGAUUUUUUUUCUUGUUUCUAUUAUUGCUCACAACCCUUUCGAGGGUUAAACAUUUUAUACACAGUGAUCAAGGAGAUAUCGCCCCGUUGGCCUGUGUGAAACUAGAACUACUUCUGUUUGGCCAAUGCAUGCUUGGUUUAUAGCUGAGGAUUCAUAUUUCUCCUUUUCAUAGAAAAAUCAUUCUCUUGCUUUCAGUACCUGAUACAUUCAUACACAUACUGAUAGACUCCUGAAUUCAGACAAUUUGAGAAGAUUAUUUAUGCAUUUCGAUCUCAUUCGUUUCCCAUUG